AUGGCCAAGCUCAAAAGCGGCCCUGGCCGGCGCGGCCCGUCCACGCCAGCGGAUCUCAAACUUAGCUGGGACGGACUCCGUCCUCACGGCGCCACCACCGGCGACCCAACGUCGCCACCAGACACGCCCAUGGCGUCGCCGCUGCUGGCCCGCAAGAACCCGCUCCAGCAGGCGGCCUUUUACCGCUUCUCGCGUCCGCUGGCCCAGGAUCCCAACAUCAAGCCCGUCGGCAACGGCCACCAGUUCAGCUACCGGCCCAGGGUCGGCCCGCCCCAAUUGAGCCCCAGGUCUUCGGCCUCGUCCUCGAGCUCGUCCGACGCGGCUGCCGAGGACUCUGACUCGGACAUUGAGCUGCCGGAGCAGGGUAUCGAGUCCCAUAGCUUGGCGAACUCGCCCGGCGCCGACGCCGCUUCCGACGCCGCUUCUUCAGAUGAGGCGGACGACGGAGACGACUCCGGGCCGGACGAUUCCGAGGGCGACGGCGACCCGGACGACGAGCCGGCGCGGCGGUCAGACAGGAGAUCGCAGUCUGCCCCGUCGGCGUCAGAGUCGAGCUCGGACGCAGACGACUCGGUCGCCCACGGGCCCAUAUACGUUUCGCGCACCACGGUAGAGUGCGACUUCAUCAUCGAGGACAUUGACCCGAUGGACAGUGAAUGCGAGGGGCUGGACGUGCUGCACCCGACCGAGAUCGAGUCGAACCGCAGCCGGUCGAGGUCCCGCCACAAGGACCUCGACAAGGGCAUGAUGCAGAACCUGCGCAACCUCAACUGCAGCAACGAGGCGUCGGACGACGAGAGCACCAGCCCGCCCGAGGACGACGAAGAGGCCUUUUAUCAGCGACGGCAGGAGCUGCGGCGGUUCCGCAGGGUGAGCAUGUCGAGCAGCUUCGGCAAGCGGACGCACAGCGAGCUGAGCAGCGACUCGGACAACGACGACGGCCCGCUCGACGUCAACGACGUGGGCUCCAGCGCGCGGCGCAUGCGCAAGCGGCUGCACCGCGGGAGCCUGCUGUUCCAAGACCCGCCGGAGCCGCGCAUCGACGAGCUCGAGGAGCCCGACUCGAGCGAGGACGACGACGGCUACGCGGCGGUGAACUCGCUCGCGCGGGAGCUGCCCUACUACACCAUGGAGAUUAUGGAGGUGGAGUCGACGAGCUGA
Purpureocillium lilacinum is the source of this 1161-nucleotide messenger RNA. RefSeq lists its product as uncharacterized. Lineage: Eukaryota; Fungi; Ascomycota; Sordariomycetes; Hypocreales; Ophiocordycipitaceae. The record is from RefSeq and is a predicted model, not a curated record.